Drosophila eugracilis is the source of this 974-nucleotide messenger RNA. Its product is annotated as seminal metalloprotease 1. Gene Ontology annotation, biological process: proteolysis. The record is from RefSeq and is a predicted model, not a curated record. NCBI's taxonomy places the organism in Eukaryota, Metazoa, Arthropoda, Insecta, Diptera, Drosophilidae. The transcript has a single exon. Bases 14 to 799 code for a protein of 261 amino acids. Gene Ontology annotation, molecular function: zinc ion binding; metalloendopeptidase activity.
CCCAACUGGAAAGAUGUCGAGGCUUGGAAUAAUAUACCUGCUCCUGCUAAAUGUGGUGCUUAACUCUGGCAAACCCAUUCCAGGGGGUGUCUAUGAUCCCGAGGAGGGUGCAGGUUAUGUGGAGGGAGAUAUGAUCCUGACGGAGGAGCAGCAAAGGAAUUUGGAACAAGGUGGUCCCAAGGCCCGCAAUGGCCUUAUCAACACGGAAAAGCGAUGGCCCGGCAAUGUGGUGAUCUACAAGAUAUCAGAUGACUUUGACACGGUGCACAAGAAUGCCAUCCAUACUGGAAUCGAAACCUUGGAACAGAAUACUUGUUUACGGUUUAGGGAAGCCACUGAUGAUGAUGCGGCCUACUUGACAGUUACAGCCAAAACUGGAGGUUGCUAUACAUCAGUGGGAUAUCAAGGAGCUCCUCAGGAAAUGAACCUGGAAAUUUACCCCUUAGGCGAAGGCUGUUUCCGGCCAGGAACAAUCCUGCAUGAGUUCAUGCACGCCCUGGGAUUCUAUCACCAACAAAGCUCGGCCAUUCGAGAUGGUUACAUAAACGUGGUCUAUGAUAACAUAGUGCCUGGUAAGGAGUUCAAUUUUGAGAAGUAUGCCGACACAGUUGUGACUGAUUUUGAAAUGGGCUAUGACUACGACAGCUGUCUGCAUUAUCGGCCUGGAGCCUUCUCUAUAAAUGGAGAAGAUACCAUAGUACCCUUGGAUCCAACUGCAGAAAUUGGACAACGAGUUGGCCUUAGUUCCAAGGAUAUAGAUAAGAUCAACAUAAUGUACAAGUGCCCCAUUCAGGUGUGAUUCAGAAUCGGGAAGACUGUGUACCUAGUCAAAUGUGAUAUAUAUACAUAUAUAUUUAUACUUUUCAGCCACCGACUGAAGCGAUUAGAUCGGUUUUAUUGAUCUAAGCUAUCAUUGUCAUUGCGGUCUGUACUAAUAUUAAACCAUCGUAAAUUAAAGCAAUACCCCUUUAUGA